Scatophagus argus is the source of this 906-nucleotide messenger RNA. Its product is annotated as C-type lectin-like. The record is from RefSeq and is a predicted model, not a curated record. NCBI's taxonomy places the organism in Eukaryota, Metazoa, Chordata, Actinopteri, Scatophagidae.
CACACUCUAAUCUUUCUGGUCAAUUUGUGCAAUCUGUACUUUCCAUCCAGUUCUGUUCAGUACACAAACUGCUCUAUAAAACACCCAGAAAUCUGAGAGAGCAAGCCAAAGUUUGCGAUAUUCUACCAGCUAACACACAACAAACCUCAUCAAAAUGAAAGACACCCUGGGAAUCAGAGGCCAUGCCUUCAUCUGUGUUCUCUUCGGCCUGUUGGCUUUCCAAACCUCCUCUCAGGCUGCAGACGGUACAGAGGACGAGGUGUCCUUUCUAAAGUUGAAACUAAACCUUUUGCUGAAUAGCUACAGAAACAUGUGUAACGUCUACUCCCGCUUGGCACCCAACUGCUCAGCACCAGUAUUCACUUGCACUGAGUGUCCCAACAAGUGGCUGCAUGUAGGGGACCAGUGCUUCUUCCUCAGCACUGACAGGCAUAGCUGGUCCGAUAGUGUAGAACAUUGUGAAAAGAUGGGAGGCCAUCUUGCCAUCUUGACCACCAGAGAACAGCAUGACGCCGUGGAAAAAGAAGGCAGAAGAAUCGCAGGGUUAUACACAAACUACUGGAUCGGACUGAAUGACAUCGAGAAUGAAGGACACUGGAAAUGGGUGGACAACUCAACACUUCAAAUCUCAUAUUGGGACGUAUUGAAAUCAGAGCCAGACAACAACCUGUCUGGUGGGAGAGGGAGAGGACUGUGCAGUGGUGGACAGCUACACUCAGAGCUGGUACGAUGUUCCCUGUUCCUUCACGUAUCCCAGCGUCUGCCAGAAGGCCGCCACGCCGCUCCCAUGAGCCCCAGCACACCACUACAGGACCACCACUCAGUUAGUUAUGAAAGCUACUGAUUCUUUAUUGAAAAAACUUCACUUGUGAAUGUGCAAAUAAAAUUCAACUCAUGAUUUAAGUA